AUGGCCUACACAUCGCAUCGGGACCAAACAUAUGGGAUGUCGGUGCUCCCACUGUGCUGCAACUUCGCCUGGGAAAUCACCUACGCGGUAAUCUACCCGCCACACAACCCGAUCGAGCGAUUCAAUGUCACAUUGUAUUUGGUGUUGAAUGUGUUUAUCAUGGUCGGGGCUGUGCGAUACGCGCCGCGCGAGUGGGCCCAUGCGCCUCUCGUGCAGCGCAACCUCUUUCGCAUCUUCGCCGGCGCGACGCUUAUCUUUCUGCUAGCGCAUGUUGCCUUGGCCGAGACGACUUUUUGGUCGCGGGAGCCUGGUGUCAGUUGUUGGGAAGGGGGGAGUUCCCGCGGGGCAACUUAUGGCAUUUGGUAUGUUUUCCGACGGGAGGAUGCGCAUGAGUUCAAAGGAUCAACUAAUAAUGUACUACGCAGGGCCUCCCGCUUUAUUGGUUCGUAUGUCUCGGCUAUCUCGGUCGAGUUGCGGCGAAUGCACUGGCCAGAGGCGUUUGGGUGGCUGGAGUCGCCGAUGGUGAAGUGGCACAUGGUGGUUUGUGUUUUAUUAGAUGUGGGAUAUGUUUUGAUGUUGCGAAAUGUCAAGAAAAAGGAGAGGGAGCAAGAGCAGAUGGCUCAGAAAGAGAAAUAG
Messenger RNA from Penicillium cosmopolitanum, 636 nucleotides. RefSeq names its product meroterpenoid cyclase pyr4 (gene pyr4). The coding region runs from base 1 to 636 and encodes 211 amino acids. NCBI's taxonomy places the organism in Eukaryota, Fungi, Ascomycota, Eurotiomycetes, Eurotiales, Aspergillaceae. The record is from RefSeq and is a predicted model, not a curated record. The transcript is spliced from 2 exons. Gene Ontology annotation, molecular function: lyase activity.